UUUGUACUUCCCUGCUCGCCGUAGAAGUGCUGUGCUUGGAGGUCGGGCAUGCUCAUGGAUCGUCCAAUGCGAAAUGUUGUACGGGCGCCGAAAACCGUGUGAUUACCAUGGAAUUACAGAGUUAUGUGUCACACGCGACUUUUAAAAUCACGUUUGCGCUUUAACGACAAAGUGUACGUUUUUGUUAAGUGUUAGGAAAACCCAGAACAGGGGCGAAAACCUCCCGUCCGGUUUGUCCUACAAAGCAAAGGCGCCGACUGUUUGACAGCGGGAGGGCCCGCGUUAGGUAAACUGCCGGAGGAGGAGGAGGAGGACGCCUUUAGGAGAGCUUCAUGAAACCCUAAAGACUUUUUUUUUUGUUUAUUGUUGUUGUGGAAGUUGACCUCAAACAUGAGAAAAGACGUGAGGAUACUCCUAGUUGGGGAACCUAAAGUUGGGAAAACUUCACUUAUCAUGUCCCUGGUGAGUGAGGAGUUUCCUGAUGAGGUUCCUCUCAGAGCCGAGGAAAUAACCAUCCCAGCUGAUGUAACCCCGGAAAGAGUGCCCACGCACAUAGUCGACUACUCAGAAGCUGAGCAGUCAGACGAGCAGCUUUACCAAGAAAUCUCCAAGGCGAAUGUCAUCUGCAUAGUGUAUUCAGUUAACAACAAGAAGUCAAUUGAAAAGGUGACCAGCCACUGGAUUCCCCUGAUAAAUGACAGGACAGAUAAAGACAGCAGGGUGCCUCUGAUUCUUGUGGGGAACAAGUCUGACCUGGUGGAGCACAGCAGCAUGGAGACUAUCCUCCCAAUCAUGAACCAAUUCCAGGAUAUAGAGACCUGUGUGGAGUGCUCUGCCAAAAACCUGAAGAACAUCUCUGAGUUGUUCUACUACGCCCAGAAGGCCGUUCUCCAUCCAACAGGACCUCUGUACUGUCCGGAGGAGAAGGAACUGAAAUUGUCCUGUAUUAAGGCUUUAACUAGAAUAUUUAAAAUUACCGACCUGGACAACGAUGGGAUCCUGAACGACAACGAGCUGAACUUCUUUCAGAGAACUUGUUUCAAUACACCUCUGGCACCCCAAGCUUUGGAGGAUGUGAAGAACGUGGUCAGGAGGAACAUGGCGGAUGGAGUCAAAGACAACGGACUGACGCUUAAAGGCUUCCUGUUCCUGCACACACUCUUCAUCCAGCGAGGUCGACACGAGACCACGUGGACCGUACUGAGGCGGUUUGGAUACGACGACGACCUGGAGCUCACGCAGGAAUAUCUGUUCCCCAUGAUUAAGAUUCCUUCUGAUUGCACCACAGAGCUCAACCACAACGCUUACCUCUUCCUUCAGAGCGUCUUCGACAAACACGACAAAGACAGAGACUGCGCGCUGUCGCCGGAGGAAGUGAAGGAUUUGUUCAAAGUGUUUCCCUACAUGCCCUGGGGGCCGGACGUCAACAACACCGUGUGCACAAAUGAGAAGGGGUGGAUCACAUACCAGGGUUACCUGUCCCAGUGGACUUUGACAACUUACCUGGAUGUGCAGCGGAGUUUGGAAUAUUUAGGUUAUCUUGGUUACUCUAUUGUCUAUGAGCAGGAGUCCCAGGCAGCAGCCAUAACCGUGACCCGCAACAAGCGAAUCGACCUGCAGAAGAAGCAAACGCAGCGCAGCGUCUUCCGCUGUAACGUCUUGGGGGCACCAGGGAGCGGGAAGAGCGGCUUCCUCCAAGCUUUCCUCGGCAGAAACCUACAGCGGCAAAAGCAGAUCAAAGAAAACCACAAGUCCUACUACGCCAUCAGCACCACCUACGUUUACGGACAGGAGAAAUACCUGCUGCUGCAUGAAGUGAUGCCAGAUUUGGACUUCCUGUCGGAGGCGGACUUGGCCUGUGAUGUGGUCUGCCUGGUGUACGACGUCAGCGACCCCCGUUCCUUUGAGUAUUGUGCUAAAGUGUACAAGCAAUACUUCAUAGACAGCAAAACGCCGUGUGUGGUAAUCGCUGCCAAGUCCGACCUGCACGAGGUACGGCAGCACUACAGUCUGUCACCGCACGACUUCUGCCGGAAGCACAAGCUCCACCCACCGCAGUCCUUCACUUGCAACACAACCACCGCCCCCAACAAGGAUCUGUACACCAGACUCACCACCAUGGCCAUGUAUCCCCAGCCGAGCCACUCUGUGUGCAGGCUGUUACAGCCGAGUGUGGCGGCGCUGUGCCAGCUGACUCCCAGACUGUUAGCCAGGGAGGUACCCGCGUGUUUGUGUGUGAACUCUGCACGCGCAACUAAUGCAGCAACUAAUGCAGAAUCAUAGUUAACAUUAUUUUAGUCCUACUCCGAUCAUCUUUAGAUUUAUUUUCAAAGCGUUCCUACUAGUGGUCUGUUAAAUGAUAAUGCCGUUUGUAGCCAAAAUCAAAAGCUUUUCUAGGAUACAGUAUCUGAAGAACAGCAGUAGUUCAUCUCCGCCCCCACUUCCCAUCAUAGCUUUAGAACUCUCUGUUUAAACACUCCACCACUAGUUUACAGCCUCUGUGUUACAAGUUACUUUAAAAAAUAAAGUCAGAGAAAAGUAAGUAAUGACAUUUAUGCCAUUUUUUUUCAGAGAAUAACUGAUAAUAUAAUAUUUAGUUUGGUAUAUCAUGAUAUAUAUUGUUAAAAUAAUUUAUAUCAUGAUAUACAUUUUUUUCCAUGUCGCCCAGCACUUUUUUGAAUAAAAGAAAUCCUCAGAAAUUAAAUUUUAAGCAUUAUUUUCUAGCAUAUGUCCUUGAUCAGGAGAAAAAAUGCUGCAAGAACAAGUUCAAAGGACAGUUUUCAUCGGGGUGGGUCUUUAAAAAUAGCUUAGCUGUGAAGAUUUCAUCUCAAACAUGAACCAGGAGGAUCAGGAUGCUUUGAACUGCAGGUGUGACUUUCUGAGCUGCCCUUCUUCCACGUGUCAGAGAUGAUUACUGCAGUGAAUAUGCAAACGGUAAACUUUGAUUUGCAUGCAGCGUUUGCAUACAAAAAUGAGAGAAACACAGCCGAUCCCUUUGUGUUUCAUCCCACUGAAAACUUCACUGUCUUCUGCAUGUUUGCAUUUCUAAAUUGAUCUCCUGUCCAUGAUUGAUGUUCUGUGACGUUUUCAGUCUCAUUUUCUGUCUUCACGCUGGACUCUGAACUCACAGGAGAGGCUGUCUUUUAGCCGUUAGAGACGGCGACACUACUUCCUGUGUGUUGAGAUGUGCUUCAGCCACUAAUGAUUAAAAAAAUCAAGUUGCUCUGAAUGAUUUUGCUGCACUGAACCAAUCAUUUCAUCCCAUUUUCCUGUCUCCCAUCUUUGUGUUUUCUUUUUUCCUUUCACUCUUCAGGUGUUCCCUCUCUUGUUUCUGGCUUCCCGUCUUCCUUUUCUUCUUGCAUGUCUUCACUCUCUUUUAUUAACACUUCAUGAUUUGUGGCUUAGCUCACCUAAAGCACGUCAGGGAUUGGUCAAAUACUGCCAUCUAGUGGUGAUGGGGGGAAGUUUCACAUCUGUCAUUCAUGUGAAGCAGAUUUUUGGUGGUUGAUUGUUUGGCGCCUUGGCUUAAAUAUUUGGAUAAAUAAGAGUUAAUUGCUUUGAUAGAUGAGCUGCAUGUGAGCUUGCAUUCGUCUGCAUUAAUAACAGCAUGUACAGGGUCGGGCUGUGGGGGCGCUCCACAGCAUGCGUUUUUACUGUCCGUUAGAAUGGCAUCUCAAACUCAUUUUUCCAGGUUAACUCAAUUAGAAAAUGCAAAAUAAGGUGAAUUAAUGUCCAAACUAUUAUAACCGACACUAAAAAAUGUUAAACUAUGUUAAAAAGUUGAAUAAAAGUGUUGUAGGUCAUACUUCCUUCCAAUAAAUAAAACAUAAAACGUAUAUUUAAGGUUUUUUGCAAAAUAUUUUAAAAAUAAAACAUGUUUUUGC
Molecule: messenger RNA, 3884 nt
Organism: Oryzias melastigma (Indian medaka)
Lineage: Eukaryota; Metazoa; Chordata; Actinopteri; Beloniformes; Adrianichthyidae
Gene: rhot1a
Product: ras homolog family member T1a
Exons: 18
Coding region: 391-2283 (630 amino acids)
Biological process (GO): regulation of mitochondrion organization; mitochondrion organization; mitochondrion transport along microtubule
Cellular component (GO): mitochondrial outer membrane
Molecular function (GO): GTP binding; GTPase activity; calcium ion binding
Source: RefSeq, a predicted model, not a curated record